AUGGCACAACAACCUCCUCCGCUCUCUUCGCUCAACCAGGCCAUCGAGAAAGCUUUAGAAAGCGUGACUGAGUGCGAGAGAUCUCUUAACACCGGAGAAAACGACGGUCUGAUAAAUAAAAUGGAAUCUUUAGUCAAUCACUUCACUCUUUUACGGGAAGCCUCGAGUACCGAUGAGACGGAAAUUCCAAUCUCAGUUAUCAAACAGAUCGACGAAGGGAAACGGCCGAUGGCGAGAAUGGUGGAGAGAAUACUGAGCGUGGGGAAGACGAACGAGGUGACGAAAGGGAAGGCGAACGUGUUUGCGGAGUUUGAGAAGAGUUUAGAAAAGGAGUUAGGAGAGAAGAAAUAG
Bathycoccus prasinos is the source of this 351-nucleotide messenger RNA. RefSeq lists its product with no specific name. Gene Ontology annotation, molecular function: transcription coregulator activity. The coding region runs from base 1 to 351 and encodes 116 amino acids. Gene Ontology annotation, biological process: regulation of transcription by RNA polymerase II. The transcript has a single exon. The record is from RefSeq and is a predicted model, not a curated record. Lineage: Eukaryota; Viridiplantae; Chlorophyta; Mamiellophyceae; Mamiellales; Bathycoccaceae. Gene Ontology annotation, cellular component: mediator complex.